Molecule: messenger RNA, 1303 nt
Organism: Acanthopagrus latus (yellowfin seabream)
Lineage: Eukaryota; Metazoa; Chordata; Actinopteri; Spariformes; Sparidae
Gene: entr1
Product: endosome associated trafficking regulator 1
Exons: 10
Coding region: 158-1162 (334 amino acids)
Biological process (GO): positive regulation of cilium assembly; regulation of cytokinesis; positive regulation of protein localization to cilium
Cellular component (GO): early endosome; midbody; ciliary basal body
Source: RefSeq, a predicted model, not a curated record
CACGUGCGUUCGAAGCUAUCGGUUGAGUUUCCGGGUCUGAUUCUGGUCCAUCAGAAGGAGCCUAUGAUCAAUAAUGAUCAGUAAGUGACGGAAGACUGUUGGUGACGGAGGGACUGAAGCACCUGUCUGUCAGUCAACCUGCUACCUGUGUGACGUCAUGUCCAAACAGAGGAGCGCUGCUAAAACUCUGAUCAUCACAGACGCAGAUGAGGAGGUGGAGGCAGAGGAGCUGAACCCCUUCUCCUUCAGAGAGUUUCUACGCUGGAAGAACCAGGACCCAGACCUGGACCAGGUCUCAGAACAAGACCUGGACCAGGAGCAGACACACAGAGAGGCCAGCAGCUCUCACAGGUUGUUCGAUGUUGUGACCUUUGACCCUGAAGUCAGGACCGGGUUUUUCUUGGAGCCCUCUCUGGCACCACAGGAGGAGGAAGAUUGGGGGCGGAGCAGCUUCCAGUCAGGUGUGGACAGCACCUCAUCCAUCUGUACAGAGGAAGAGGAGGAAGAAGAGGAGACCAGGUUCUCCUCCAAACCUGAAGACCAGCAGGGAGCAGCAGGAGGAGGAGCAGGAGGAGGAGCAGGAGGAGGAGCAGGAGAGAACUAUGAAGGAGAUGAUGAGACCUCUAUUGCUGAACCGGUCAUCUCCUGCAGGAGGAGGAGUGGGAGGAGCAGUCAGAUGCAGUUGAAGGAGGAGAACCUGUCCUUGAGGAGGACCAUCAGGGAGCUGCAGAGGAGAUCAGAGGUUAAUGAACGCAGAGUGAUGGAGCUGUCAGAGGAGCUGCUCCAAAGGAAGCGUCGGGAGGAGAAGGAAGCUCAGGAUCUUGAAAACAUGGUUCACUCAGUAGAGCAGAACCUCCACCUGAUGACGAAGCGAGCAGUUAAAGCAGAGAACAGUGUCUCCAAACUGAAGGUGGAGCUGCAGCAGCUGCAGGUAGAGGUAGACUCUCUGCGCUCAGAAAACGACAGUCUGAAGGCUGCUGAGUCUGAGGUCGUCAUGACAAUGAAACACAACGCCCAGGUGGCAUCUGAGUACCUGAACAAGACAGCAAGCCACGCCCACUCCUCCAUCCGUCAGCUGUUGGGGGAAGCAGAGACUCUCGUUUUGGUUUCUCAGCUGCUGCAGUCCAUCGACAAGAUUUCAAACCUGGACUCAGAGUCCUGAACUCCUCCAGACCCGGUCUGAAGACCUAAACACAUCACAGACUGAGUAAUUAAAUCUGAGGCUGAACUUGUAAAUCCUGUAUCUGAUUCUUGUUAUUAGUGAUAUAUUCACUGUUUUAUAAUAAAUAACUUUGUCAAGUCA